CUGUCUGGGGUUAAGGAGGAAGUGACGGCAAAGGCGACGAUGGCGGCUCGCAGUUCGGUUCCGGAUUCGCUGUAAAGCAGAAGGGGGUUUGAUGGCGACUGUUUUGAGUUCUGGUGUUUUAGGGACUUUAUUAUAUUUCACCUAAAAAGCGAGGAAUUAUAGCAGAACAGACCGUGGACACUGGAAGUUCAGACUUGUUUUUUCCGGCUUUAGAAAUCGGACUGGAAGCACAACAAACUUACUAGCUUGGCUGGCUAGCCACCUUGCGACUUCUUGGCUUUAACAGCUCCCCAUGGAUAUCGACCGCUAGCCGGCUUGCGGAUUCAUUCACCUUCCAGUCAGUUGGCUUUUGUGAACUUUUAAUAUUUUAUUUAUUGAUUUUUUUUAGUAGGCGAAAUCUUUUCUACGGAGGCUUAGGCGCUUUCUUGACCCGGUGCCCGUCGGUCCGGACGGGUUCAGCACGUUUUUAAGCAACCCCCUUUCCCUCCUCCUCCCCCUCUCUAUGAGAGGUUCUGUUGAGGGUAAGCUCGGUCUGACUAGUUCCCUGGUCGAGUGAAAGUGUUCGGUUGAUAGAGACUGCUGUAACUAUCCAGCCCUUUGGUCCGCCCGGGUCGCGCGCGGGCGUUCGCGUGGCUGCCGACAUGCUGAAGACCCGACAGUGGCUGCUCGGGAUCCGCACUUUCCUCGGCUUGACGUCCAGAAUAUGGGGCUUCAUCCUGUACCUGCUCAGGAAGCAUCUACGCACGAUAAUCCAGUACCAGACAGUGCGUUAUGACAUUUUACCUCUGUCACCUGUCUCCAGAAACAGACUCAAUGCGGUGAAGAGGAAGAUUCUGGUUCUGGAUCUGGACGAGACACUAAUCCACUCCCACCACGAUGGGGUCUUGAGGCCCACAGUGCGACCCGGUACGCCGCCGGACUUCAUCCUCAAGGUGGUUAUAGACAAACAUCCAGUCAGAUUUUUUGUACAUAAAAGACCACAUGUGGAUUUUUUCCUAGAAGUGGUCAGUCAGUGGUAUGAGCUCGUCGUGUUUACGGCCAGUAUGGAAAUCUAUGGGUCUGCAGUCGCGGACAAGCUGGACAACAACAGGGGGAUUCUGAGACGGAGAUACUACAGACAGCACUGUACCCUAGACCUGGGUAGUUAUAUAAAAGACCUGUCAGUGGUACACAACGACCUCUCCAGUAUCGUUAUCCUGGACAACUCACCCGGAGCUUACCGGAGUCACCCAGACAACGCGAUACCAAUUAAGUCCUGGUUCAGCGAUCCCAGCGACACAGCACUUUUGAAUCUGCUGCCCAUGUUGGACGCACUAAGGUUUACAGCUGACGUCAGAUCCGUCCUCAGUCGAAACCUCCACCAGCAUCGGCUUUGGUGAUAGUCCAGUGGGGGCCACAUCUAGAUCUGGGCCCUCAGUUUUCCCUUCCCCAUCCCACGGCUGCUGCCCCCAAAACACCCCCCUUCACCCGCCAGUCACACCAUUGACCUCUCAUUGCUCCACAAUACCCCCACUACCACCGCCACCCAUCAUUAUGGAGUGGUGUGGAGAUGGGCUUGGGGGACGAAGAGGAAGAUGGAGGAGGGAUGAGGGGAGUGUGGCAGCCAAACAGGGAACUGGAAAUUAGCUGGGGCACCAGCUGUUUUUUCUUCAGAAAGUCUCUGCCUUACAGUUUCUGAUACAGUGUGUGCAUGUGUGGUGUAUGUCUGUGCACGCGUGCAGGAGUACGCUCAUGUUUUGUCUUUUUAAUUCACGACGACAAAACUGAACAGGUAAACGGACAGAGACAAUGAAGCCGGCCUGUUUCCUUUAUUUACAACCACCCCCCAACCUGAACUGGCACAGACCUAUUCCCAAACUGCCCCCCCCUUCCCAUCCCACUCGGCAAACUCAUCACCUGUCACAUGGAUUUUCAUUUACUGAAUGAAGCCAAAAGGAAAAAGGACUAAAGAAUCUGGACCACCCCCUAUUUCCCAGAAAGGGGGUACUGGCAAUGGUACUGAGGAUUUUAGUGGGGUGGGGGGUGAAGGUUACGGUUAGUCUUAGUACAUUUCCACAGACCGUAUAAUUUUGCCUAUGAAGAAAGAAGUUAUUUUUCAUAUGUAUAUAUUGAAAUGGCAGGAAGAAAUCAGUGGUCUCAUUUUGUUGAACAUUAUUAUUCAUAAUUGAAGUUCAGCUUACAGAUACAGGAGAUUAAGAUGCAAAUGAAAGUAUCAAAGAACCAUUUUGAAUGUGUAGAGAUUACCCACCUCAUUUCCUUUCCCAGUCUGCUCCAGUAACCAGUAAAUAGGCCUAACCAGAAGUCACCAACAACUGGAAAGCUGUUGAUUAUAAUUUCUUCCAUUUUAUAACUAUGCCUCAUUUAUCUAUAUUUUUUUAAAACUGAACGGGAACCCCCCCCCCCCACACACACACACACACACACACACUCUGUUUCUUCUGUUUUUAUGUACCCCCUUUUCCUUCCAUGUAAUUGUCAUUUGAACAAUUUUAGUCUAGUAAAUACUUCAGGCGGCCUCUCUUUGACUCGGUCCCCAGGUCUGUGCGUGUUACUAAUAAAACACUUAUCAGUAUCAACCGCUCUGUCCAUCGGGCUGUCCUUUUA
Paramormyrops kingsleyae is the source of this 2604-nucleotide messenger RNA. RefSeq names its product CTD nuclear envelope phosphatase 1A. The record is from RefSeq and is a predicted model, not a curated record. Gene Ontology annotation, molecular function: phosphatase activity. Lineage: Eukaryota; Metazoa; Chordata; Actinopteri; Osteoglossiformes; Mormyridae.